Molecule: messenger RNA, 597 nt
Organism: Amphimedon queenslandica
Lineage: Eukaryota; Metazoa; Porifera; Demospongiae; Haplosclerida; Niphatidae
Product: zinc finger MYM-type protein 1-like
Exons: 1
Coding region: 1-597 (198 amino acids)
Source: RefSeq, a predicted model, not a curated record
AUGGCUACGGAGAAUCCUACAGUUACACAGUGGCUAAUGAAGAAAACAAUGAAGCACACUAGUCAUCAAAUUGAAGAUAAAAUGCUAAACUUAAUUGCGCAAGAAAUAUUACAGUCAAUUGCUCAAGAUUGGUCCAAUUCAUCUUUUGUCAGUAUCAUGGCUGAUGAAACAACCGAUAUUUCAAACCAUGAGCAGCUGGUAAUUGUUAUUCGUUGGAUUGCUAAGGAUUUUAUUGUGCAUGAGGAAUUUAUUGGUCUGUAUGAGUUGUCAGUUACUGAUUCUGCAACUAUGGUGAAGGUAAUAUUGGGUGUGUUAACAAGAUUAAAUUUAUCAGUCUCUAAAGUAAGUGGGCAAUGCUAUGCAAGGGCAAGUCUAAUGAGUGAAAUUAAGCCUGGGGUCACUAAAAGAAUUUUAGAAUUAGAGUCUCGAGCUAUAUACAUCCAGUGCUAUGGUCAUGCACUGAACCUAGCAGCUGGUGACACAAUUAAAAGAAGUAAAGUUAUGCUGAAUGCCCUAGAUACUACCAGAGACAUAACAAAGCUAGUUGAAUCUUCUCCAAAAUGUGAAGCAAUAUUUCAGGAAUUUUCAAAAGCUUGA